GGUGACGCAUCCCGUUUGUCACUUGGCACCAAACUUGUGUCUGAAAACAACAACACAAACCGGGCGCUGGCCGGCCUCACCCUCAAUAAAUGAAUUGCUGAGACUCCAAGCAGUGCAUGCCAUGGAGACCUAGCGGGGAGGGAGGCCCAGCCAUUUAGAGCAGAGGCAGGAAGAUGUUAAGCCUCGGAACAGCAGAAGUGGUCGUGUCCAGGAAGGCUGAGGGUGGCGGUGUGGCAGUGGUGGUGUGGUGGUGCUGUGGUAGAGUCUACUCGCCACCAUGCCUGUAGACAUCAACAACUUGACUGAUGGCUGGUUGGAGCUGGAGAGUGACCCAGGCCUGUUCACACUGCUGCUGGAGGACAUGGGUGUGAAAGGGGUGCAGGUGGAGGAGGUGUAUGAUCUGCAGAAGUCAUUCGAAGGAAAGGUGUAUGGAUUCAUCUUCCUCUUCAGGUGGAUAGAGGAGAGGCGAUCACGGAGGAAGGUGGUGGAGAACACAGACAAUUAUGUGCAGGACGAGGCCGUUGUGAAUAACAUGUUCUUUGCCCAGCAGAUGGUGCCAAACAGCUGCGCCACUCACUCCCUUGUCUCGGUGCUGCUCAACUGCUCUGCUCUUGACCUUGGCCCCACCCUGUCCCGCCUCAAGGUGCACACACUCGGCAUGAACCCAGAAAACAAGGGUUGGGCCAUCGGCAACACCCCAGAGCUGGCCAAUGCACACAACUCCCACUCAGCCCCUCAGGCCCGCCGCCGCCCAGACAAGACCCCAGGAGUGCCCACCAGCUCCAGGGUCAGCAAUGCAGAAACCUUCCACUUUGUGUCUUACGUCCCGGUCAAUGGAAGACUCUUUGAGCUGGAUGGAUUGAAGCCGUCGCCAAUAGACCAUGGGCCGUGGCAGCCCGGGGAGGACUGGACGGAGAAGUUUCGGCGUGUCAUCACAGAGCGCCUGGGCAUUGCGACAGGUGGUGAACCUUACCAUGACAUCAGGUUCAAUCUGAUGGCAGUGGUGCCUGACAAGAUCACAGCCCUCAGGAGAAAACUGAGUGCACUUAGAAGGAACAGAGAGACCAUCCUAGAGGCGCUGCACCAGUUUGUGCGGCAGCGCUUCCCACAGUACAUUGGAAAGGAGAAGCUGUCCCCUCCUGCCCCUAGCCACUCCCAGGACACUCCCGUUGAGGAGGGCAACAACCUGUCCCUGCUGGCUGUUGCUGCAUCCCAGAAGCUGGAGGCACAAGGCUAUGCUGAUCAUAACCCUUGCACCAGCCUUCACCGGACCCAGGCACCCAGCCCUCACCAUCCUCAGCCACAACAGCAGCAGCAACACACACCAGUACGGUCGGAUUCAAAUGCACCGGUGGGCUUGGAGCUGCCCCCCUCUGCUGGCACCCUCUCCACCCCACCAGACUAUGCCACGCCUCUCACCAUUCAGACCUCUCCAGCCCCUCCCUCCACUCCCUCCACAGACACUGCAUCAGAGGCCGGCACCCCCUACCACUCCCCGCAGGGCAGCAGUGGAUCCAUGCAGAGCAGCCCAGCCACAAGCAGUGAAUAUCAGCAUCUUGUUGUUGUUCACUUUACACCACCUCAUUCCUCCAUUUCUCCCACUUCUCACUCCACCUCCAUCACCACAACAGCCACCACCACCACCACUACUCUUACUACUACCACUGCUACCACUGCUGCUACUACUGUUGCUAAUACCACUACCACCACUACCACUACAACUGCAGCAGUCUCUCAAGGCCAGACCCGCACUCCUCCCUUAUCCUGCCGGCAGCUGGAGGAGGUGGCAAAGCAGCUCAAAGAAGAGGAGGAGGAGGACUCAUCUCUCACAGGCUUUUUGGAUUCUCCUGAUGAUGCAGACGUCAAGCUGAAUCCAUCACUCUUAGAAGGCCUAGUGAAUACCUUGAGUCCAGAGGGAGAAAGUGGCACUGCUGAGGCUGCUGUAAAGAAGGAAGAGAAAGGAAUGUGGGAAAGAGAUUCUGGUGCCCUCCCUCCCCCAGGUGAGGAGGAGGGGACUGGAUGGGGAGGUGGAGAACCAAGUGGAGCAGACACGGCAGCGGGGCCCAAUCACCUUCUCCACCUGGUCCAUCUUUUGGGAGAGGAGAUCACCACUUGUGAGGCACAGCUGAAGGAUGAACUGGACCAGCGAAAGAGAUACAAAGUGGAUGACAGCCGCAGGACACACAACUAUGAUCAGUUUAUCAUCACCUUUUUGGCCAUGCUGGCAGAGCAAGGAAAAAUUUCUGAUCUGGUGAAGGAGCAACUGCAGCCGUCACGGAAGCGACCUGCUCCGGCGCCCUCUACGCCUCGGCCUCCUACUAAAGCACCACUGAAGAAAACAGAAUCUAAGUCUCCAAGCACUUCCAAGAAGAGAGGAAGAAAGAAGAAAACAAAAGGGAAGAGAAAGAGAUGAAUUGUCAUCCUCUUCCAUCAUGUCAGGGCAUAGAUUAAUACUUAAUUGUACAAAUAGGACUUUAUUGUAGAAAUGGUAUGUGAUACAUUAAUUUUAAUUGUAGGAAGGUUAAGUAAAUUCUGCUCUCAGGGGAAGGAAGCAAGACCCAUUAGUGGUGCCAAUCCCAAAAUGUCCUGUCCACAACUCUGCUUCUUGCUGUCCCCAUUGGAUGCAGGAAGAUUGCUAGUGGAGAUUUAAUUUUUAUCUUGGCUCAUCUCAAACUCCUUGUUGUAGCUGAGAGAAGACAUGAUGAACUAUGUCUCCAUUUGUAAGCCUUUAGUGUCCCAUGGUGGCAGUAAUAAAUACUAGGGUUGUGAAGUUGAUAAAAAAAGAAUAUAUACUGUAUAUUUUGGCAUACAAGAUGACACUUGAAUCUCACACUUCAAGAAAGUGUUGCAGUCUUCAUUGUCUCAUCCACUGAAAUAUACAGUAUACUGGUGUGUU
Molecule: messenger RNA, 2896 nt
Organism: Portunus trituberculatus (swimming crab)
Lineage: Eukaryota; Metazoa; Arthropoda; Malacostraca; Decapoda; Portunidae
Gene: calypso
Product: ubiquitin carboxyl-terminal hydrolase BAP1-like
Exons: 15
Coding region: 278-2413 (711 amino acids)
Biological process (GO): protein deubiquitination; ubiquitin-dependent protein catabolic process
Cellular component (GO): cytoplasm
Molecular function (GO): cysteine-type deubiquitinase activity
Source: RefSeq, a predicted model, not a curated record